UGCUGCAUUGCAGCCUCCCUCCUCCUGCCGUCCGUCCCCUUCUCCCUCCUUCCCUCCCUCCCUCCCUCCGCGUCUGGCGCGCUGCACAAUGGCGGCUCCCGGCCCCGGCUCUGGCUCCGGCGGCGGCGGGUCCCAGGCGGCGCACACGACAGUCAGCAGCAUGCAGGGCUUUCAGAUAAACUUCUGUGAAAAAGCACAAAAUAGUGCUGUCCCCAUGGACGAGGAAGUGCUAGUUCUUAAAAGUGAGGGCCAUAACAAAAAUGAAGACUGUUGCUGUGAGGAGAUAGGAGGUAAGCGCAGAGCACUGAAGUUGAAUUUUGCAAACCCACCUUUCAAAUCCACAGCGCGAUUUACAUUGAACCCUGGAGUUCCUUUUCAGAAUCCACACAUUGAUACACAAGCAACAAUGGGUAGUAAUCACAUUGCCCCGUUCACUUUCAAAAGGAGAGAAGCGGAGAUGAUCGUGAAACUUUCCAGCAGGCUACAAGAGAGACUGAGAACACACAGCAUUGAAUCAUCAGGAAAAUUGAAGAUUUCCCCUGAACAACAUUGGGAUUUUACUGCAGAGGACUUGAAAGAUCUUGGAGAAAUUGGACGAGGCGCUUAUGGUUCUGUCAACAAAAUGGUCCACAAACCAAGUGGGCAAAUUAUGGCUGUUAAAAGAAUUCGUUCGACAGUGGAUGAAAAGGAACAGAAACAGCUUUUAAUGGAUUUGGAUGUAGUUAUGCGAAGUAGUGAUUGCCCAUAUAUUGUUCAGUUUUAUGGAGCACUCUUCAGAGAGGGUGACUGUUGGAUCUGUAUGGAGCUCAUGUCUACCUCGUUUGAUAAGUUUUACAAAUAUGUAUAUAGUGUAUUAGAUGACGUUAUUCCAGAAGAAAUUCUAGGCAAAAUCACUUUAGCUACUGUGAAAGCACUAAACCACUUAAAAGAAAACUUGAAAAUCAUUCACAGAGAUAUUAAACCUUCCAAUAUUCUUCUGGACAGAAACGGAAAUAUUAAACUCUGUGAUUUCGGCAUUAGUGGACAACUUGUAGACUCCAUUGCCAAAACCAGAGAUGCUGGCUGCCGGCCCUACAUGGCACCAGAGAGGAUAGACCCCAGUGCAUCCAGGCAAGGAUAUGAUGUCCGCUCUGAUGUCUGGAGCUUAGGGAUUACAUUGUAUGAACUGGCCACAGGACGGUUCCCCUAUCCAAAAUGGAAUAGUGUAUUUGAUCAACUGACACAAGUAGUCAAGGGAGACCCACCACAGCUGAGUAACUCAGAGGAACGGGAAUUCUCCCAAAGUUUUAUCAACUUUGUCAACUUGUGCCUUACAAAGGACGAGUCCAAAAGGCCAAAGUAUAAGGAGCUUCUGAAACAUCCCUUCAUCCUAAUGUAUGAGGAGCGAACAGUGGACGUUGCGUGCUAUGUUUGUAAAAUCCUGGAUCAAAUGCCAACGACUCCGAGCUCUCCAAUGUAUGUCGAUUGAUACUGCUGCUACAUCAAAACUCUAGUGCAAAUGCUGAGAAAAAGCAAGAUGUACAGAAUCUUCACCCCGUAUUGCAGUGUUUUAACGCUCGCCCAGACACCAUGUGCAAUAAUGUUGGUGUUUUUCUUCCAUUCUGUCUGUAUAUUAUUGUCACUUAUAAAGUGCAUCCAUGUAAUAAUACCUGAUCACAGUGUUAGUGUCAGUCAAAGAGAGACUUCAUUUCGCUCUUUUUGUGGACAUAUUCAUAAAACGUGGAAAUAAGUAACAUUUUAUUUGUUGGCCAUGAUUGGAUAGCACCUAAAGUUAAUUUCUAGACUCAGAGACUUCUCAGCAGCUACUGGAAUGAUUUUAUUCUUUCAAACUCUUCCAAUUGUUACAGAUAAUAUAAAAGAAAGGAAGUUAGGCAAUGGCCUAGCUGAUUCUGAACAUAAACUGCUUGGGGAGAAAGAAACUUUUAUGCAGCCAAAUGAGCUACUUUUACCUUCUGAAGCCAACAAAGGCAAAGAGGGGAUAAUAUAUAAAUAUAUAUAUAAAUAUAUUUCUUCACAAAGUGCAAUAGAUUAAUUGAUUUGAAAUUCUGUUGCUUUUCAGUCACAGUAUAUGUUUUGAAGACAAUUGUGGCUCAGCAGAACUUCAUAUUUCGGAGGGAGAAAGAAGUGAUCAUGUAAAAUGGACUAUGUCUUUACCAAAAAAUAAAAAUAAAAAUGCAUUGCAUUGCAUUGAAAGGAGCUAACAAUUAAACUCAUGAGAGUAUGAGUUUGAACUCAUGGAGAAUAAUGUAUUGUUUCAUUUUCCAAGCAAGCCACUCUUCAGUAGAACUAGGUGUCCUGUAAAUUGUUACCUGGUGAGAUAAGACUUUUACCUGAGGAAUUAUUAAACUACUCAGUUGAAUUUAACUGGCUUGUGACCCCUGAUUUCCAACUCAUGGCUAAACUUUCACCACUGAAAGGGUACGGGACAGUUCACAGUUGUGAAGAGCUAUUUUACAUUGUUAAUAAUUAUUUGUAAUUUAUCUCCAUCAAACUUCUCAUGUUUUCCAGUUGCAUAGAAACUUCCCACAGAGCUCCAGGUAUGACUUGGAUUUCUGAUAUUAACCGUCAGAUCAAAUAAGCUCCCCACGUCCCCAUCAGUUGGAUAGUUGGGCUUCCAAAAUCAUUACAGAGAGGAUGCUAAAUAUGUUUGCUUUCAUUUUGUGGAUGAAUUAGAAUAAUUUCCUAACACAACGGUAACUAAGAGAACUGGAAUGUUAAGUUCUUAAAAGCAUGUGGCAGAAAAAAGGAAACCCAGAGGUUAUAUUGCCAGAUGGAGGGUGGGAUGGGGGAGCCCUUUAAACAAUUAUAUUGUCAUCUCAACUGCAUCCAGUGUGAUCUUGUCUUCUAAGUCACAAGAGGGAGGAAGUGGUGUUUUUUAAAAUCCAAAGUUAUUUGUAAUCUCAGUAACUGUCACUAUUUAACAUGUAAUACUAGAAUUGUAAGGGAAUUAAGCUUUACCAUUGAGUGGGUCAGUGAUAACAAGACCCUGUUACUAUAACUAGUUAACUUAAUUUUCUCUAGUAUACCAGCUGAUUAAUAGGAUUUGGGGGCAAAAACUUGGUCAACACCGUAAGAGAUAAUGUAUUGAAAUGGGAACCAGUUGGGACCAGGGCCAUUCCAAGACAUUUUGCUGCCUGGGGCAAAUUACAAGUGCAGAAGCUGACCAAACUGCCAGGUAAGCACCCACCACCUGAGUGACUGUUUCACUUGCCCAAUGGUAGGCAAAGUCCCUGGUUGGGACUGUUUUAAUGUAGUAAUUAUUCAUUGUAAUCCACUCAGGUGGAAGAUUUUCAACCUCAUCCAGAUGUUCCCAACCUCUAUAUGCAUAUCUCCUGGCUUUUCCUCUUUGUGCCUGCCGAAAAUUGAACAGUAAUUAGAGCCCCUUUCAUCUUGCAUUCUAUUCUCACGUAUAUUAGCAGCGCAUUUCCAUUCGGUCAACCGCAAAUGGAGGUAGCUCCUAUUCAGGCACAGUGGAUGUCUGAGAGAAACUGACUGUUCUAGCAUAUUAAUCAUAGAUUGGUAUAUUAAGGGUGCAGCAUUUAUAUUACAGUAUAUGUUUAUAAAGAUGUAUAGUGUUCAGAAGCUGUGAAAAUAGUGUAAGAACUGUACAUUGUGAGCUCUGGUUUAAUUUUUUUCUUGUACCAUAGAAAAAAAAUGUAAAGUUUAUUGAGAAGCUGAUGUGCAGGGGAUAUUGCCUUAUUGUCUGUAAGUAAAAUGGAGUUUGACAACAUGAUAGCUUCUAAGAGCUUCCAACUAUUUUAUCCUCUCCUGGUUUGACUUCCUCUUCUAUUUAAAAUACUCUACAUGAAAUCAAAGUGUUAAUGUAAUAGGUCCCCCCCCCCGCCUGCAGGUCAGUUGUAAAAUAAAUCAAGGUUCCGAAUAUGAUCUUGCUAUAAGGUCAGACAUGAUGAUGGGGAAAUCAAUAAAUGAAAAAUGAAAUUUAAAAAUGCCA
Podarcis muralis (Common wall lizard) is the source of this 3952-nucleotide messenger RNA. It is a transcript of the gene MAP2K4, whose product is annotated as mitogen-activated protein kinase kinase 4. NCBI's taxonomy places the organism in Eukaryota, Metazoa, Chordata, Lepidosauria, Squamata, Lacertidae. The record is from RefSeq and is a predicted model, not a curated record. Gene Ontology annotation, biological process: protein phosphorylation; MAPK cascade. Gene Ontology annotation, molecular function: JUN kinase kinase activity; ATP binding.